Fonsecaea nubica is the source of this 1695-nucleotide messenger RNA. RefSeq lists its product as hypothetical. The record is from RefSeq and is a predicted model, not a curated record. Gene Ontology annotation, cellular component: fungal-type vacuole membrane. Bases 1 to 1695 code for a protein of 564 amino acids. Lineage: Eukaryota; Fungi; Ascomycota; Eurotiomycetes; Chaetothyriales; Herpotrichiellaceae. Gene Ontology annotation, biological process: transmembrane transport. Gene Ontology annotation, molecular function: transmembrane transporter activity. The transcript has 2 exons.
AUGUCCGCCUUCGUCCAAUGGCUCAAUCGCGAGUCGGGCUUUCAAUCCAUCUCCACCUACGGCAAUACUGACAUCUACCUGAUUCUGCUUACUCGCUUUCUUCGCAUGUUUGCCUAUGGUGGCGCCGCCCUCGUCCUGGCCAUCUUCUUGUACACUCAAGCCGGGGUUGAUUGGAAAAAGACAGGCACAUUCAUGACAUUGACGUUGCUGGGCGACGCGGCGAUCAGUUAUGGGCUGACCAUCGUGGCUGACAAGAUUGGCAGAAGACGUGUGUUGCUAAUAGGAUCUCUGCUAAUGAGUUUUGCCGGGACGGUGUUCGCACUGAGCAAGAAUUACUAUCUGCUUUUGUUUGCGGCUAUUGUGGGUGUGAUAUCCCCAGGAGCACAUGAAGUCGGACCAUUUCGUGCUGUCGAAGAAGCAAUCCUUGCCCAACUUUCCCCCCUUGAGGCUCGUACAGAUAUCUACGCCUGGUUUGCCGUGUCGUCCACUCUGGCAAUGGCCUGCGGUCUAUUUGUUACAGGAUGGCUGACCUAUGCCCAACGGACCUACAUGGAGCGAGACUGGAAAGAGACAUACCCUCCUGUUUUUGGUCUCUACGCAAUGAUUGGUCUGGUCAAGGUUUCCAUCACAUUCUUGUUAAGCAAGAACUGCGAAGCUAGUGCGGCUGCGCAAUAUUCUUGGGCUCCCACUACGACGACAAACGCCAUCGAUGAAGGCGGUAGUCCCUCGUCCGAGCAAACAAGGCCUCUCCUGGAUGGCUUGCCCCGUCGCCCUUCGGUCCCGAAGCAAGCCAAUGCGAGAACCACGAUCCGUCCGACCCAGCCUUCUCCCCCCGACUCGUUCUCCCGCCGCCUCCGCGCCUCACUGAGCUCGCCCUGGAAAGUCUCCCGUUCCUCUCUGCCCAUCCUUUUACGUCUCUGUUUCCUAUUUGGCCUGAACGCAUUCGCCGCAGGCAUGCUCCCCGUCACCGUGAUGAGCUGGUAUAUGUCCUGGCGCAGCCGAUGGUUCUUGACUCACCGGAUUGGCUAUGCGCUCAGCGUCGUGUGGCUCGCAGCAAGCUUUUCGAAUCUGUUCAGCGCUGCCGUAGCUCGACGGUUGGGUCUCGUCAAAGCCAUGGUCUGCACGCACCUGCCCAGCGCUCUGUUUUUGGCACUUGUCCCGCUCGGGCUCAUAGCCUCCGGUUGGCAGUUAUUACUCAUCCUCCUGCUCGCUGACGCGGUAUUGGGAUCCAUGGAUCAAGCUCCUCGCGAAGCGUUUGUCGCCGCCGCAUUUCUACCUCGCGAGAGGACCCAGGUCAUGGGCACGCUGAACUUUGUGAGAACUUUGGCUGCGAGUCUGGGCCCGGUGGUCACAGGGCUCGUAUGGAGUAAACAGACGUGGUGGGUGCCAUUUGAAAUAGCGGCAGCUCUGAAGAUCUGUUAUGACGUGGGCCUGUUGAUUAUGCUGUUGAAGACCCCUCUCCCAGAGGAACACAGACGGGCGGUGGGUGGUUCGUUUGAUGGCGAGAGCCAACAUAUGACAAUGACUGCAGCCGACAUGGAUGUAAACGUUCUAUUGGACGAGUUGGCCACCAGCAGCGGUGGAAUGAUUCCGCCGAGCGAGUUUGAAGUCAGUGACGACGAAGGAGAGGACGACAGGAUGAUGGUCACGGAAGUGCGGGAGGACGCUUCCGCGCUACCAAAAUAUGACGAGUAG